GGAUAUUCUCCCCAAGAACAAAAACCCAAAGAUCUCCACGUCCCUCAUCCCCACACAUCAUCUGACUCUCUUUUGCUCGAUCGAAUCGAGCUUCGCUCCUCUCUAUCUCUCUCUCUACCUCUUCGAUUCCACCGAUCGCGACUCGCCAAUCCCCGACCCCGGCGAGCUCUCCGUCCGCCCUCCUUACCCCUCCUCUUUGAUCCCAACUGAUCGCCGCCGCCGCCUCCGCCGCCGCCGCCCGUCUCCGGUGGCCCUCCCGAGGAGCCGUCCCCAAUCGGUCUCCGGCGUUCGCUGGCCUCCCCGCUCUGUGGUUGAUCUGGCUUCGUGCGCCUGCGGUCUCCUUCGGUCAUCAGGAUCAUUUGAUUUCCUUGGACAUACACAUUUCGUCAGAAGUGCGAAUUGUAUGUUGAGAAGGCGACAGAACAGUUGCCGGUUGAAGUUAUUUGCACCGACAGUACAGUUUGUAUGUGUUUACCUAUGAGAUGACAUCUCGGGGAAGGCCCAUGUUUGAUCUGAAUGAACCUCCUCCGGGGGAUGAUGAGAAUGACACUGUCAACAGCAUGCUGCCGCAGAAGGCUCUUCCAUCUUCAAAUCCUCACAGUUCGACCGUGCUUGCAUCUUCAGUAGUUCCGCAGAGAAUUGUCAACAAUAAUGCUUUCUCACAUGCAUCAUCUGUGUCAGGUUUUCAACCUUUUGUUCGUCCCAAAGCUGCUCAUAUGCUGGGUCGUGUUGAGCAGAAGAAUGCAGGGGAUAGGAAUUGCAAUGUUGCCUCGUCAUCAAAAUUGAGUGAUGCUGCGGAGAAGAAUCCAGUAAGUCUGUUGGUUUCUGACUCUGUGGCAGGUCGUAAUGUUGAGAGAGAAGAAGGUGAAUGGUCGGAUGAUGAUGGCUCUGCUGAUCCACAUAGAUCUAGCAGUUUGCAUGAACCAGGCAAAGCUUCACGAGGAAAAGGAACGAGUGAAUUGGAGGAUACUAAUGCUUCAGGGUUGGUUAAUGAGAUUGUUUCUUGCAAUGGAAAAAUUUCUGAAAGUGGUGGAGUUGAAAAUUCAGCUUCUGCACCUACUGGACUAAACUUGCAUCCAAAUGAUUCUGAAAGCAACGACAGCCACAAUGUCGAGGGCAAUGCUAAAAUAGAUACUUAUAAUGGUGUUCAGGAGGAAGAUAUCAGCGGUACAAAACAAAAAGAAGUCAAAGGCAUUGAGGCGAGCUAUGCUCUGAAAUGUGCGAAUAAUCCAGGAAAGAGGAAGAUGGACCAACAUAAAGAAGCUAUGCUAGGCAAGAAGCGCAACAGACAGACCAUGUUUCUUAAUUUGGAGGAUGUAAAGCAAGCUGGACAAAUGAAGACUUCGACUCCAAGACGACUGAACUUUUCAUCAACUACAAGCACUCGUUCUGCGAAAGAAACUCGAACUAUUCCUCCUCCUCCUGAACGCGUUGUCGAAAAACUGGGUCAAUCCAUAUCUAAGGACCUGAAAAGAUUGGACGUAUCUGCUAUUGAAGGAGGCAAUACUGCUGAGCAGAGUGAUUCUAAGUCCGAAUGCAAUGGUGAUGUAGAUGGCGGAGUACUGGCUAAGCCUAAGAAAAUGAUUAACAGUAAUGACCCAUCUGCUGAAGUUUCACAACCUUCAAGGCAGAGUUCCUGGAAGCAACCCAUGGAUCUGAGACAGCCGAAAAGUUCUCCACUUCCUAGCAAGAAGCCAGGUUUAAUCAGUCAGAUCUCCCUGGAUUUAAAGUCGAUGAAUAAGAAGCAUCUUGCUCCUAAGAAACAAACGAUAAUUAAUUCUACUUAUCAAGAUACAUCAGUUGAGCGCCUGAUACGUGAGGUGACCAAUGAGAAAUUUUGGCAACAACCUGGGGAGACUGAUCUACAAUGUGUUCCUGGUCGAUUUGAGUCUGUAGAAGAGUAUAUCAGAGUAUUUGAGCCUUUACUUUUUGAGGAAUGCCGUGCACAGCUUUACAGUACAUGGGAAGAGUUAAGUGAAACAUUUUCAAGAGAUACACAUAUAAUGGUUCGAGUGCGGAAUAUCGAAAGGAGGGAAAGAGGAUGGUAUGAUGUGACGGUUCUUCCAGUAAACGAGUGCAAAUGGAUGUUUAAGGAGGGUGAUGUUGCGGUUCUUUCAACCCCUAGGCCUGGAUCAUUCAGAUCCAAAAGAAACAAUUUCUCUGUCAUUGAUGAGGGGGAUGAGCCUGAUAUAACUGGACGUGUGGCUGGUACGGUUAGACGAUUUAUGCCUAUUGAUACGCGUGAUCCCCCUGGGGCAAUCCUUCACUUCUAUGUUGGCGAUUCAUAUGAUCCCAGCAGUGAGGGCAAUGAAGAUCACAUCUUAAGGAAACUCCAGCCUAGGGGCAUCUGGUAUUUAACUGUCCUGGGCUCUCUUGCUACCACUCAACGGGAGUAUAUUGCUUUGCAUGCAUUUCGUCGCCUUAAUUUGCAGAUGCAAACAGCGAUACUUCAGCCUAGUCCCGAGCAGUUUCCUAAUUAUGAGCAGCAGAUCCCUGCCAUGCCAGAGUGCUUCACUCAGAAGUUUGCAGAACACUUAAACAGGACCUUUAACGGACCCCAACUGUCAGCAAUUCAGUGGGCUGCUAUGCAUACGGCCGCUGGUACAAGUAGUGGGACAACAAAGAGGCAAGAACCUUGGCCCUUCACUCUCGUUCAGGGGCCUCCAGGUACAGGCAAGACACAUACUGUAUGGGGUAUGUUAAAUGUGAUCCAUCUGGUUCAGUAUCAACAUUAUUACAACUCAUUGCUCAAGAAACUGGCACCUGAAAGCUACAAGCAACCUAGCGAGGGCAGUUCUGAUAAUAAUGCAACUGGAUCAAUUGAUGAAGUUCUUCAGAGCAUGGAUCAGAGUCUUUUUCGAACCCUUCCAAAGCUCUGCCCAAAGCCUAGAAUGUUAGUGUGUGCUCCCUCCAAUGCAGCAACAGAUGAGCUUUUGGCUCGUGUUCUUGAUCGUGGUUUCAUUGAUGGGGAAAUGAGGAUAUAUAAACCUGAUGUAGCCCGAGUUGGGGUCGACUCACAAACACGUGCAGCGCAGGCCGUCUCUGUUGAAAGGAGAACUGAGCAACUUCUUGCCAUGGGUAAAGAGGAGGUGUAUGCCUGGUUGCAUAGAUUGAGAAAUAAUGAAGCUCAAUUCUCUCAGGAGAUAGCCGAAAUUCAAUCGAAACUCAACAGUGCAGCUGCUGCUAUUCGUUCUCAAGGAUCCGUUGGUGUGGAUCCUGAUGUUUUGAUGGCAAGGGACCAGAAUCGUGACGCGUUGCUCAAGCAUCUUGCUCAAGCAGUUGAGAACAGGGACAAAGUGCUGGUUGAGAUGUCUCGCAUCCUCAUUGUAGAAGUAAAGUUCCGUACUGGUAGUAAUUUUAACUUGGAAGAGGCCCGCGCCAGUCUUGAGGCAAGUUAUGCCAAUGAAGCUGAGAUUGUCUUCACUACCGUUUCAAGCAGUGGUAGAAAGUUAUUCUCCCGCCUUUCUCAUGGUUUCGAUAUGGUAGUCAUUGAUGAAGCAGCGCAGGCCAGUGAGGUGGCAGUUCUUCCUCCCCUUUCUCUUGGUGCAGCUCGAUGUGUUCUGGUUGGGGAUCCACAGCAGCUUCCUGCCACUGUGAUCAGCAAAGCAGCUGGGACUCUGCUAUAUAGCAGGAGCCUUUUUGAGAGAUUUCAACAGGCUGGAUGCCCAACAAUGUUGUUGUCUGUUCAGUACAGGAUGCAUCCACAAAUCCGUGAUUUCCCUUCCAGGUACUUUUACCAGGGACGCCUAAACGAUAGUGAGAGUGUAGUGAAGUUACCUGAUGAGGUAUAUUACAGGGAUCCAUUGCUUAGACCUUAUAUAUUUUAUGAUAUUACUCAUGGGCGGGAAUCCCAUCGAGGUGGUUCUGUCUCCUACCAAAAUAUACACGAAGCACAGUUUUGUCUCCGUAUAUAUGAGCAUCUACAAAAAAAUCUGAAAUCUACGGGUGUGGGGAAGAUUUCCGUGGGCAUAAUUACACCUUACAAGUUGCAGUUAAAAUGCCUUCAACGUGAGUUUGAGGAGGUUCUGAAUUCCGAAGAAGGGAAGGAUAUUUAUAUCAAUACUGUGGACGCUUUCCAAGGACAAGAACGUGAUGUCAUAAUAAUGUCAUGUGUUCGUGCUUCAAGUCAUGGAGUUGGCUUUGUUGCAGAUAUUCGUCGAAUGAAUGUUGCUCUAACUCGUGCUAAGAGAGCUCUAUGGGUAAUGGGAAAUGCUAAUGCUUUAAUUCAGUCUGAUGACUGGGCUGCGCUGAUUGCUGAUGCCAAAGCCAGAAAUUGUUACAUGGACAUGGAUUCUGUCCCCAAAGAGUUCUACAUACCUAAAGGACCGACUCUUGCUCCCCUGCCAGGUAAGGCUCCUUUGAACUCGAGGGGGUUGAGGUCAAGCGGGAGGCAUAGAUCGACAGACAUGCACACAGAGCCCAGGUCAGCAGUGGCAGCAGAAGAUGACGAGAAGUUGCCAGCAUCCUUAGUUUCUAGGAAUGGAAAUUUCCGGCCUCUUAAGCCGCCCGUGGAGAAUUCACUGGAAGGUGUUGAUCAGGUGGGUGACAGGUCAAGAGAAUCCUGGCAAUACGGCGCACAGAAGAAGCAGCAGAGUUCCUCUGGACCAGUGUGGAAGAGAGAUUACUAAUUGCUAGUCCUCUCUGUAUUUUGAUCUUUGCCAAACUCAGGCUCCACCUUGUGUUCCAUUUAUUCGAAACGUGGAACAUGGUGCUUGCCUUAGGGGUGAAAAGCUCCGAUGGCUGGAGGUGCUGCUCAAACGAGUUAAAAAUGGACGGAAUGAGGUCUCCGCUGAACUACUUUUGUUUGAUAAUUGGAAGUUUCUUAGGAGAUUAGCCAUAGAGAGGACUGGAAUUCCUCAGCAGCCCCACCUUGCACAGGGAACCUUGCUGCAACAUGUCUGGCUGGUCUGCCCCUCUCCCUAUCUGUUUGCUAAGAGCCAGGUAUCAGGCCUUUUAUGGGGACGAGAUGUCUCGGUAAACUUGCUGCCAUCGGAUUUUAAGGUAUGAACCUUGCUUUCUUAAGUAGUUCUCUGAUGAUUACAUGGCGGGGAUAGCGGAGUUUUUACGAGUGUUAUUAAAAUAAAUAAAAGAAUAGAAAGGCACUCAGAAAUCAGAAAUGUAGGCAUGAACGCAAAUUUUAUGCAGACUAGAAAUUUAGAGAUAUAGAUUUUUGUCAAAGGAGUGUUUGACUCUUGAAUGGGCUCUGCUUGCUCAGGCUCUCUCAGUUUCUCUGGGCAUACAAGUGGAUGGUGGACACACUUCUCUAUGACUGCCCCUUCUUUAUUUGCACUGAAGCUUCUUAUAUGUAUGAAAGGAAGGGAAUAAAAGAAACAAAAAAACUUGUGUACUUGGUUGGAAUGCUUUGCUCUUUCUCAAGGGGAAGAGAGACAUAUCUGCAAUGCCUCGGCAAGGUGUGGGAGGGCAUGGAUUUGUAUAUAAGAAUAAUUUCCCUUUUAUUUUUAUUGUAACUUCAUUUAGAGUAGGAAUUCAAUUCUUUGAUUUAGAUUAGUCGAUGCAUGCACUGAGUUAUAUUCUAUACAUUACAUUUGCCGGCGAAAAGGGAAAGGAGGCCUUUUUGUCC
Messenger RNA from Rhodamnia argentea, 5581 nucleotides. RefSeq lists its product as uncharacterized. The coding region runs from base 483 to 4628 and encodes 1381 amino acids. Lineage: Eukaryota; Viridiplantae; Streptophyta; Magnoliopsida; Myrtales; Myrtaceae. The transcript is spliced from 7 exons. Gene Ontology annotation, molecular function: helicase activity. The record is from RefSeq and is a predicted model, not a curated record.